Loa loa (African eye worm) is the source of this 288-nucleotide messenger RNA. RefSeq lists its product as hypothetical. The record is from RefSeq and is a predicted model, not a curated record. Lineage: Eukaryota; Metazoa; Nematoda; Chromadorea; Rhabditida; Onchocercidae. Bases 1 to 288 code for a protein of 95 amino acids. The transcript is spliced from 2 exons.
AUGUAUUGGUGGCGGUCGUUAAAAGAUAGGGGGGCAAAUGGUCGUGUCAAUCUUGUUUCCGUUGUAUCAUCAUCAUCAUCUUGGGAAGGAAGAUGGAUGGGUUUUCUUCGUAUUGUUAAAUUUGACAUUGUCGGUAUUCGUUUGUUCUUUCAUUUCAUUUUAAAAAUGAAAUUUUUCGAGAAGGCAAACAGUCAAAAUUUUUUAACGACAAAAGUCAUCUCACUAUUUUUCUUCCGGUUGGUAUACAAACAUAUUUCUAUUGGAUGGCAAUCGAGUGAGAAGAAAUAA